Messenger RNA from Hyaena hyaena (striped hyena), 1494 nucleotides. RefSeq names its product coiled-coil domain containing 188 (gene CCDC188). Lineage: Eukaryota; Metazoa; Chordata; Mammalia; Carnivora; Hyaenidae. The coding region runs from base 81 to 1304 and encodes 407 amino acids. The transcript is spliced from 9 exons. The record is from RefSeq and is a predicted model, not a curated record.
CAUGACCGCUAGAGGGCCCUCAAUAAGAGGGUGGCAGAUUGGGCCAGGCUAGAGCCUAGACCUGGGGUUAAGAAGGGGUUAUGGAGGCGCCAAAAACCCUGGGCCCCUGUGGCCACUCCCACCCCCAGUGCCCCCAACCGUCAGCUUCGAGCAGCCAUGGAGGAUGCCUGGAUUCACCCUGCCAGGGGUUUGUAAGGUGGCCCUGCCUGGUACCUCUCAGCUCCACUCACUCGAUAGAGUCAACCAGGCCUUUCCCACCUCCGGAGGUAGGGAGCGGGGGGCCCAGGGUAGGGGCUGAGGUACCUGGGAACUUUAUCGCAAACGAAGAGGGAGAGAUGCAGCGACAGAGACCGAGAGACCCAACGGGGACGAGACAAGGGCAAGUGGAGGCAAGGCUGGGGUGGGGCUGGCCCCUGCACUCAGGACGAGAGCAAGGGGCACCCAGGGCAGGGGGGGCGCCCAGCUCAGGGCCCAGACCCUGCCCUUGCCCACCCUUGCCAACGGGGGCAGGGACCCCAGGCUCACCCAGGGCAGCUCCCUCCCAGCUCCAGGGCGUGCCCCUGGGUUCUGCAGAGCAGUCCUUCCUCCAGCUGGAGCAGGAAAACCAGACUCUGAAAAGACAGAACCAGGAUCUGCGGGAGCAGCUGGGGGCCCUCCUGGGGCCAGGACAGCAGUUCCUGCCCCUGUGCCCGGAGCAUUCGAGCUGCACGGCCCUGGCCUGGACUCCCGAGCGAACCAGUACCCGGACCCUGGAGGACAGGGCGCCCUUGCAGCUGCUGCGGCGGGAGCUGUGCCGGGGGGAAGAGUCCUUCGUCCAGCAGUCUCAGAAUGAACUGCAGCAGAUCCGACUGUCCUUUGAGAGGAAGAAGAUGGCCAUUACCGAGGUGUGGGAUGGCGUGGCCGAGGUACACAUGGCCCUGAACAACCAGGCCACUGGCCUCCUGAACCUCAAGAAGGACAUCCGGGGAGUACUAGCCCAGAUGGAGGACAUUCAGCUGGAGAUUCUAGGGGAGCGUGCCCAGUGCCGCACCCAGGCCAGGAAGGAGCAGCAGAUGGCAUGCAUAGCAAAGGCAAGGCCGCAGCUGGGAUGUUCUGAGGGCCUCAAAAGCCAGCUCUGGCUGCUGGCCCUGAGGCUGCUGCUGGGCGCCCUGCUGGCCUGCACCGCCGCCUACGUGUACGUGGUGGACCCCGCGCCCUUCGAGGGGCUGGUGCCUCCCCUGCUGAGCCGCGCCGCUGUCUGGAAGCUCCGGGCCCUGCUGGGCCCGUUCCUGCACCUGGAGGUGGAUGACUUCCUGCCCUUCUAGGCCGGAGGCCCAGAGGCCCCAGCGAGGAGGAGGCCAGGCAGCCGGCGCUGCCCCGGGUGCCCAGCGGCCGCGCCGGCCCCUGCCCACAGCACUGCCAUGCACUGUCCCCGCCAGGAGCUGUGGAGAAGGGUGGAGGCGGGGUCUGUCCUGAGGGCUGGGCCUGCGGCUGGACAUACAGUCGUGACACACA